AUGUGUAAAUCAGCGGAGGCCACAAACAUGCUGGAAAUAAUUUCCCAUUUUUUGCUUGGGGAAGAUGACUCCUUUUCACCUCACUCUCUCACUACAAGCACUUCCAUUUUAGUGGAGGAGCAACAAUUCUCUGCAAUUCCAAUUCAUGAAGAAAAUUUCUUCCGUUCCUCCCCGACUCUUUGUCCUUUGAAUGCGGUCUCGCAUUAUUGUGUUAGCGGCAACAAACGUCUGUCAAGUGACGGCAAUAUGACAUUGGAGGAAGCUGCAAACAGCGCGUGGAGAUCAGUGCGUCCGUCAGAAGAAGACAGAAAAGGCACAAAGGCAGUGACUUUGAAUAACGAAGGAGAAAAACAUUACAGAGGAGUGAGGAGAAAUAAAGGGAGGGGAAAUUUUGCUGCAGAGAUAAGAAACCCUGAUAAGAAAGGCUCCAGAUUUUGGCUUGGCACUUUCGGUACUGCGGAAGCUGCUGCCAAGGCAUAUGACCGUGCGGCGUUUAAAAUGCGCGGUAGCAAAGCUAUUCUCAACUUUCCCCUCAAUGUUGAGUCCGGAUGUUAUGUAGAUUCCCAUUCUCAAUCUUCCACUUCAUUAAUCUUGUCAAAUAAAAGAUGCAGAAUGAGCAAAGAACAAGGGGAAUGUUAA
This is a messenger RNA of Cryptomeria japonica (Japanese cedar), 639 nucleotides long. RefSeq names its product ethylene-responsive transcription factor ERF105-like. Gene Ontology annotation, molecular function: DNA-binding transcription factor activity; DNA binding. Bases 1 to 639 code for a protein of 212 amino acids. NCBI's taxonomy places the organism in Eukaryota, Viridiplantae, Streptophyta, Pinopsida, Cupressales, Cupressaceae. The transcript has a single exon. Gene Ontology annotation, biological process: ethylene-activated signaling pathway; regulation of DNA-templated transcription. The record is from RefSeq and is a predicted model, not a curated record.